Molecule: messenger RNA, 1550 nt
Organism: Contarinia nasturtii (swede midge)
Lineage: Eukaryota; Metazoa; Arthropoda; Insecta; Diptera; Cecidomyiidae
Gene: Zpr1
Product: zinc finger protein ZPR1
Exons: 5
Coding region: 146-1492 (448 amino acids)
Cellular component (GO): cytoplasm; nucleus
Molecular function (GO): zinc ion binding
Source: RefSeq, a predicted model, not a curated record
CCCAAUUUCGUUGUUUCGCACAUGUUUAUUGAAACGUCAAAUUCGCUGUAUUGUAUACUUUUCACGAGCUAGAGAUAGCUUCAAUCGUUUUUAGUUGAACUAAAUUUAUUCAAAAGAUUGGAAAAAUCAUAGCAGCAACUGAGACAUGGCAAAUUCAACUGAAGAUCCGGUUUUUAAAAACCUCAGCGCUGAUGAUAUUGAUCACACUGUGACUGAAAUUGAAUCUUGCUGCAUGAACUGUUACAAAAAUGGUAUCACGCGUUUGCUUCUUACCAAAAUUCCAUUCUAUAAAGAAACAAUAAUCGCUUCAUUUUCCUGCGAAAAUUGUGGUUAUGAAAACAACGAAAUCCAACCGGCUGGCGAAAUCGAACCUACCGGAUGUAAAAUUACACUACAAAUAAAAACAUCAAAAGAUCUAAAUCGUCGUGUUGUCAAAUCAGAUCGAACGAAUGUAAAAUUCGUCGAAUUAGAUUUCGAAAUACCAGCGCAAUCACAAAAAGGUGAAGUCACCACCAUCGAAGGUAUUAUUAACCGCUCAGUUGCUGGUUUAGAACAGGACCAACCACUUCGACGUAUAGAGCAUCCAGAGGUUGCGGCACAAAUUGAUGCAUUCGUUGAAAAAUUGAAUAGCCUUAAGUCAGUUGAAACACCAUUUACAAUCAUCUUUGAAGAUAUUUCGGGAAAUUGUCGAGUUGAAAAUUUGAGUGCACCAAAUCCAGAUCCAGGUUGUUCGAUUGCACACUUUAUUCGAACGAAAGAACAGAAUCAUGAGCUGGGAAUGUUCACGCAAGCCGAACUCAAUGAUGAAACCACGGAAAGUAAAACAAAUAUUUUAAAACCCAUUGCUGAAGAUGAAUGGCCAUUGGAAGAACUACAUGGCGAAGUUUUACAAUUUCAAACCAAUUGCUCUAAUUGUCACUCAAACUGUGAAACAAAUAUGAAACUCACGAAUAUUCCACAUUUCAAAGAGGUUGUGAUUAUGUCAACAAAUUGCGAUGCAUGCGGCGUUAGAACCAACGAAGUUAAAUCAGGUGGUGGUAUUGAGGAGAAGGGAGUCAGAAUAACAGUCAAAAUUGAUGGACGCGAAGACAUGAGCAGAGACGUUUUGAAGUCAGACACGUGUACCAUUGAUAUACCUGAGCUGGAAAGUGAGUUUGGUGCAUCAGGUCUGGGUGGUCGUUUUACAACAAUUGAAGGAAUACUGAGUGCGAUACGUGAUCAAAUAUUGGAAAAUAGUGCUGUUUUUCAAGACUCAGCCGAUGUUGAAUCCAAAAAGAAAAUCGACAAGUUUGCAGAAACAUUGCAAGACAUUAUGAGCGGAAAACGUACAGUGACUAUCAUUUUGGAUGACCCAGCUGGCAAUAGCUAUGUACAAGCAUUAACCGAUGAUGGCAGUCUAGACGAACGAUUAACAAUUGAAAAAUACGAACGAACAUUUGAACAUAAUGAAGAAUUAGGUCUAAAUGACAUUAAAACUGAAAACUAUGCAUAAGAAUGAAAGCAAGCACUUUUUAAAAUGUUAAUAAUAAAUAUACUUGAUAAAACAUAAA